UGAAAAUGAGCACGAUAUGGGACCUUUAAAGUGAGAUUUGACUAAGGGAGAUAUUUUACAGUGGUUCCCAACGUGGGGUCGGAGCCCUCUAUGUGGCCAUAAGGCUAAUCUAAAGGCUUGAGAGAGGAGAGUGUGUCCUCCCUUGUCCUCCUCUCUCUGUGUUUAGCCUCCAGACUGGAUUAACCGGAGUGAGAAGAUGCAGCGGGCAGCGGAGCACCAGCUGGCCGCAGUGCUGGCUCUGUUUGCCGCAGUGUUGUCCGGCGGGUCUCGGGCGGAGGUGAUCGAUGACAUCCUGAGCAGCCUCUCCCGGGGAGCAUCCUUCCUGGAGCGGCAACACGAGCACAUCAACCUGGACGGGGUGGUCGGCUUCCUCAUGCUGCAGGCUGAGCUGAAGGAGGCGGUUCGAACGUGGCCUCACAGCGACCCGGUCAGCUGGGCUCAGAGAACCACUUCUGUCGCUCUGGUCAAACGUCUUGACCUAAGCUUCGAGAAGGCCGUCGCCGCCCUCCAGCAGAACGACCCCAAAUACUACAGCGAGUUUGAGCCUCUGCUGACGUGGAGUUUCUGGUUGAUUCCUCAGGAGUGGAGCACCACAGAUCCGAGUCUGGUGUAUUCCUCCACCAUGACCACAGAGUGCUACGACGAGCAGCUCAGUGACAAAUGUCUGACCCUGCUGCUGGGAACCUGGAAGAUGAAUGGGACGCCCUGCAUCGUCACCAAACCCUGCCGGGACACCAUGACUCGCUUCGGCUGUCCGCACUACUCUCUGUCCCACCAGCUGCUCUACUUCAUGAUCGGAAAAAUGAGAGGCUGCACCAACCUGCUGAAAGGCGACACUCGAAUGUCCCGAGCCAACAUGACUGAACGCAACUACGAGAAGAUCUUCUGCUCCAACAUGAUGAAGACCAACCAGGACAUCAUCAGAGACGGUCUCACCGAACAGACGGUGGACAUCUUCAUUGAAAACAUCCUGACUUGUGGAUUGGCUGGUUUCUCCGACUUCUACAAAGCCGACUGGCUGCAGCAUAUUCUCAGGCUGCAGGACGAGGAAGUGGGCUGCUUUGGGAGAGACAGGAGCAUCGUCUCUCAGAUCAUCGGAGACGAACUGCUGGAACAGCUGCAGCCUCACAGGAGAGUGAAGAGGAGGGAGAAAAUACUUCCAGAUGGCUGCUCCAGUCACAUGACAGCUGUGGCUGUCGGCGCUCUGGGAGGAUACCUGAACUACUACCUGAUGGAACAGGACAUAACGAAGAGGCCGCUCUCCUGAACGCUCCCCACCCUUCUCCUCCUGCGUUCACACGAGUUAUAGAUCAUCAGGUAGAGACGCUCUUCACGGCUGGACUCUCGACACAAUAUGUUGCUUCAUGAACAUAAGUCGUAAGAUGAUGAAAAUGCUUAAUAAAACGCUGCGAUGUGGCUAUGUUACAUUCUAUGAUGACAGAUAUGGAUCUAAUUAAUCCCAAACAUGACGUCUUUUGACAGUAGUGAUGCUCCAAUCUAGCAGAUUAUUACAGAUAAUUUGAGUAGUUAAAAAAUGGUAAAUCUGAUCUUCAGACCGUUUAUGUUUCUGUCCAUGUGGAGCUGGACACGGUGAUGCCGCUGUGGUCUCCAGAUACAGUCAGACAGGCAGUGUCUGCAGGAUUUUAUUUGGCUUGUGAUGCAACAAGAUUUUUUUCUAAAUAAGCGUGAGUGAUCCAGCGUGUCAGAUUUAUCUUUUUGCCACACAGCCUCUUAAUCAAUUUCACGAGUUAUGGUCGAAGGGAUAGAUAGUGACAGCGGUAGUCGUGUUGUCAUCUCCUUGUUGGUAGUUUUUGUCUGAAUUUGAUGUAAAAAUGUUUAUAAAAUAAUUUGAUAUUUUAGGCUGUCUCAUUCAGAGAGAGAAACAAUUUGCAGAGGAGAGAGAUCAGAAUUAAGGUGGAAAAGGCACCUGCUGCUGAUUUUGAAGGAUGAAUAAGAGUAUAACAAGAUGACAUUUGCAUAAAACAAGCAUAUUUGCCCACUCCCAUGUUGAUAAGAGUAUUAAAUACUUGACAAAUCUCCCUUUAAUGUUAAUAUUGAACAGAUAAAAAUGUGUUAUUUAUUUGCGAUUAAUCAGGAUUAACUAUGGACAAUCAUGACAUUAAUAGUGCUUAAAUAUUUUAUUCGAUUGGUAGCCCUAGUUACAAGUGAUGAAUUAAGGGAAAAUUAUUGUAUUUUAUAACCUGUUUUUUAUUCUUAUAGUUGUGGUUGUUCUGCCUUUUGGUCGUAAUAACUUGACACUUGUCUCCUUGGUCAUAGAGAGGCAAGUAGAAAACAUACACUGAAGCAUACUGACCUUUAGUGGUGGUUCUUACAGGGUCUUUUUUGCAGGAUCUGUCUGCAAAAAUGCUUAAAAACAGGAAUUAGUUAAUGAUAUCGGCCAUUAAAAGCCUGAUUGGAGCAUCCUUAUUUGAAAGGCCAAGAAAUAUUUACUGUAUAGCUGGGUCAUCUCUAGUAAUUCCCUGAGCAUGGAGAGCAACAUUUUGUUUCUCAUCAACUACAAACGUUGAACUUUUUUACCCCUGAGACGAGCUCUGUGUAUUUGCUUACACUUGGGUUUGAAAAAUUGACCUUUUGGAGCUGAAAAUUGUGGAUUUGAAGGUCAAAAAUAGGUCAAAUGAUCAAAACGAGAUAAUUUAUGAAUUCCUCGCACAAAAACCUUUAAGAAUUGUAGGCCAAAACAUUGAAAAUAUUAAUUUCGCACAUGGCUGAUGGUAGCCAUUUAGCAUUUUUGCGAGGGGCUAAAUGAGUUUUUUAAAAUUUUCAUAGAUGACAAAUCCCCUGAGAAACGAACCUCCGCUCUUCACGGUCACAGAAUAGCUGGAGAAGACCCAACUAGUAGCUUUAAAGAAAAAUAUAACAAAGAGCUGUUUUUCUGUCAAAAAUAAUUAUUUUAUUUUAAAUUAUGUUUUUGCUUUUCUCAAGUAUUUUAUGUACAGAAUAUAAAGAAGGCAGCUGUACAACCAGCACUGACCAAAGAGGAUAUAUGCAUGAACUACGCAUGUCUGUAUAUGAACUCACAUACAAAACGUUAUCAUGUAUUUCAUGUUAGCAGAAUAAACAACCAGUAAAACUAA
Molecule: messenger RNA, 3095 nt
Organism: Sebastes umbrosus (honeycomb rockfish)
Lineage: Eukaryota; Metazoa; Chordata; Actinopteri; Perciformes; Sebastidae
Gene: c14h16orf89
Product: chromosome 14 C16orf89 homolog
Exons: 9
Coding region: 197-1267 (356 amino acids)
Cellular component (GO): cytosol; membrane
Source: RefSeq, a predicted model, not a curated record